Messenger RNA from Carlito syrichta (Philippine tarsier), 14263 nucleotides. It is a transcript of the gene APOB, whose product is annotated as apolipoprotein B. The transcript has 31 exons. Lineage: Eukaryota; Metazoa; Chordata; Mammalia; Primates; Tarsiidae. Gene Ontology annotation, molecular function: cholesterol transfer activity; low-density lipoprotein particle receptor binding. Gene Ontology annotation, biological process: cholesterol homeostasis; lipoprotein transport; triglyceride mobilization. The record is from RefSeq and is a predicted model, not a curated record. Gene Ontology annotation, cellular component: mature chylomicron; very-low-density lipoprotein particle; low-density lipoprotein particle. Bases 1 to 13956 code for a protein of 4651 amino acids.
AUGGUCACUGUGCAUAAAUAUCCUGGAAGCAAUGGGCUGGGGAGCGGCAAAGAGCACUGCCAAAAGUCCCCCGUGGGAAAUGGACAGGACCUACAAGAGAAGGAAGUGAAUCACAGAGGGGAUCAGGACGCUCUGAAGAACAUGCUGGGCUCAGUCCAGAACUCUGCCGCUCACGGGCCUCCUCGCCACUGGAGGAAACUGAAGGGCUGGAGCAGGCACCUCUGGGUCAGGACAGCUUCUCUAAGCCACCCGCCCCGGAGCCCCACUCUGAGACCCAGGAAAGGCCAGACCAGAGGAAAGCCCCCAAGUGACUGCGGUUGGGUCACAGAAGAGGAAGUGCUGGAAGACGUCAGCCCCACCUGUCCAAAAGAUGCAACUCGAUUCAAGCACCUCCGGAAAUACAUAUACAACUAUGAGGCUGAGAGUUCCAGUGGAGUCCCCGGGACUGCUGAUUCAAGAAGUGCCACCAAGAUCAACUGCAAGGUUGAGCUGGAGGUCCCCCAACUCUGCAGCAUCAUCCUGAAGACCAACCAGUGCACCCUGAAAGAGGUAUAUGGCUUCAACUCUGAGGGCAAGGCCUUGCUGAAAAAGACCAAGAACUCUGAGGAGUUCACUGCUGCCAUGUCCAAGUACGAGCUCAAGCUGACCAUUCCGCAAGGGAAGCAAGUUUUUCUAUACCCAGAGAAAGAUGAGCCUCAACACAUCCUGAACAUCAAGAGGGGUAUCAUUUCUGCCCUUUUGGUUCCCCUGGAGACAGAAGAGGCCACCCAAGUGCUGUUUCUGGAUACAGUGUAUGGAAACUGCUCCACUCACUUUACUGUUAAGACCAGGAAGGGAAAUGUGGCGACAGAAAUAUCCACCGAAAGAGACCUGGGGCAAUGCGAUCGCUUCAAGCCCACCAGCACAGGCGUCAGCCCACUCGCUCUCAUCAAAGGCAUGACCCGCCCCUUGUCGACUCUGAUCAGCAGCAGCCAGUCCUGCCAGUACACCCUGGACUCCAAGAGGAAGCAUGUAGCAGAAGCUGUCUGCAGGGAGCAACACCUAUUCCUGCCUUUCUCCUACAAGAAUAAGUAUGGGAUAAUGGCACAGGUUACACAGACUUUGAAACUGGAAGACAUGCCUAAGAUCAACAGCCGCUUCUUUGGUGAAGGUGCCAAGAAGGUGGGUCUUGCCUUUGAGAGCACCAAAUCCACGUCACCGCCAAAGCAAGCAGAGGCUGCUUUGAAGACCCUCCAAGAACUGAAAAAGCUGUCUGUCUCUGAGCAGAACAGACAGAGAGCUUAUCUCUUCAGUAAACUGGUUACUGAGCUAAGAGGCCUCAGCAAUGAGGCAGUCACAUCUCUCUUGCCACAGCUGAUUGAGGUGUCCAGCCCCAUCACUUUACAAGCCUUGGUUCAGUGUGGGCAGCCCCAGUGCUACACUCACAUCCUGCAGUGGCUAAAGGGUACACAUGCCAGCCCCCUUCUGAUAGAUACCGUCACCUACCUGGUAGCCCUCAUUUCAGAGCCCUCGGCACAGAGGAUACGGGAGAUCUUCAACAUGGCGAGGGAGCAGCGGAGCCGGGCCACAUUAUAUGCACUGAGCCAUGUGGUCAACAACUAUUAUAAAACAAACCCAACAGAGACCCAGGACCUGCUCGACAUUGCUGAUUAUCUGUUGGGACAGAUUCAAAAUGAGUGUACUGGGGACGAAGAUCACACCUAUUUGAUUCUGAGGGUUAUUGGAAAUAUGGGCCAAACCAUGGAGCGGCUAACUCCAAGACUCAAGUCUUCAAUCCUGGAAUGUGUCAAAAGUACAAAGCCAUCACUGCUGAUCCAGAAAGCUGCCAUCCAGGCCCUGCGGAAGAUGGAACUUAACAAUGAGGACCAGGGAGUCCUUCUUCAGACUUUCCUUGAUAGUGCUUCUCCAGGAGAUAAGCGACUGGCUGCUUAUCUCAUGGUGAUGAGGGAUCCUUCCCAGUCAGACAUUGACAAAAUUACCCAACGUCUACCAGAGGAACAGAAUGAACAAGUGAGGAACUUUGUGGCCUCCCACAUUUCCAACAUCUUGAAGUCAGAAGAAUUGUAUGUACAAGAUCUGAAAGUGUUAUUGGAAGAAGCUCUGAAACAAGUUCCAGUUCCAGCUGUCAGGGACUUCAGAAAAUUUUCCCGGAACUAUCAGUUUUCCAAAUCUGUUUCUCUGCCAUCACUUGACUCAGCCUCAGCCAAAAUUGAAGGGAAUCUUAUGUUUGAUCCAAAUAAUUACCUUCCUACAGAAAGUAUGCUGAAAACUACCCUUACUAUCUUUGGAUUUGCUUCAGCUGACCUCUUUGAGAUUGGCUUGGAAGGAAAAGGCUUUGAGCCAACACUAGAAGCUCUUUUUGGGAAGCAAGGAUUUUUCCCAGACAGUAUCAGCAAAGCUUUGUACUGGGCUAAUGGCCGGGUUCCUGAUCAUGUCUCCAAGGUCUUGGUAGAUCACUUUGGCUAUCCCAAAGAUGAUAAAAGUGGGCAGGACAUGGCAAAUGGAAUUAUGCUCAAUGUUGAGAAGCUGAUUAAAGAUUUGAAAUCCAAAGACGUCCCAGAAGCCAGAGCCUACCUCCGCAUCUUGGGAGAAGAGCUUGGCUUUGCCAGACUCCAGGACCUGAAUCUCUUGGGAAGGUUGCUUCUGACUGGUGCUCGUACUCUGACGGGAAUCCCACAGAUGAUUGGAGAGGCCAUAAGCAAGGGUUCAAAGGGCGACUUUUUCCUUCACUACAUCUUCAUGGACAAUGCCUUUGAGCUCCCCACCGGGGUUGGAUUACAGCUGCAAAUGUCUUCAUCUGGAGUCAUCACUCCCGGGACCAAGGCUGGAGCGAAACUGGAAAUGGCCAACAUGCAGGCUGAACUGGUGGUAAAACCCUCUGUGUCUGUGGAGUUUGUGACAAACAUGGGCAUCAUCAUUCCGGACUUUGCCAGGAGCGGGGUCCAGAUGAACACCAACUUCUUUCAUGAAUCAGGCCUACAGGCUCGUGUUGCCCUGAAGGCUGGGCAGCUAAAGUUCAUUGUUCCUUCUCCAAAGAGGCCUGUCAAGCUCUUCAGUGGCAGCAACACAUUGCAUUUGGUCUCUACCACAAAAACAGAGGCGAUCCCACCUCUCAUUGAGAACAGGCAGUCCUGGUCAGCCUGCAAGCCAUUCUUUACUGGCCUGAAUUACUGCACCUCGGGCGCUUACUCCAAUGCCAGCUCCACAGACUCCACCUCCUACUAUCCACUGACCGGGGACACCAGAUUUGAACUGGAACUGAGACCUACCGGAGAAGUAGAGCAGUAUUCUGUCAGCGCAACCUAUGAGCUCCAGAGAGAGGACAGAGCCUUGGUGGACACCCUAAAGUUUGUAACUCAGGCAGAAGGUAUGAAGCCGACUGAGGCUACCAUGGCAUUCAAAUAUAAUCGACAGACUAUGACCUUGUCCAGUGAAGUCCAAAUUCCGGAUUUUGGUAUUGACCUUGGUACAAUCCUCAGAGUAAAUGAUGACUCUGCUGAGAACAAAAAGUCUUACAAACUCACCAUGGACGUUCAGAAUAAGAAAAUUACUGAAGUCACCCUCAUGGGCCACAUAAAUUGGGACACAAAGGAAGAAGCCAAGAUCAAAGGUGUUAUUUCCAUACCCCGUCUGCAAGCAGAAGCCAGAAGUGAAAUCCUUACCCACUGGUCCCCCACUAAGCUGCUUCUCCAAAUGGACUCAUCAGCUACAGCUUUCGGCUCAACAGUUUCCAAGAGGGUGGCAUGGCGUUACGAUGAAGAGAAGAUUGAAUUUGAAUGGAACACAGGCACCAAUGUGGAUACCAAAAAGGUGGCUUCCAAUUUCCCUGUGGAUUUCUCCGAUUAUCCCAGAAGCUUACAUAUGUAUGCCAAUAGUCUCUUGGAUCACAGAGUUCCUCAAACAGACAUGACUUUCCGGCACAUGGGUUCUAAACUAAUAGUUGCAACAAACACAUGGCUUCAGAAGGCAGCUGAGAGUCUUCCGUAUGCCCAGACCUUGCAAGAUCAUCUCAAUGGCUUAAAGGAGUUGGACCUUCAGAACGUAGGAUUGCCAGACUUCCACAUCCCAGAAAACCUCUUCUUAAAAAGUGAUGGCCGGGUCAAAUAUACCUUGAACAAGAACAGUGUAAAAAUUGAGAUUCCCCUUCCUUUUGGUGGCAAAUCCUCCAAAGAUCUAAAGAUGUUAGAAACUGUUAGGACACCAGCCCUACACUUCAAGUCUGUGGGAUUUCACCUGCCAUCUCGAGAGUUCCAAGUGCCUACUUUUACUAUUCCUGAGUUGUAUCAACUGCAAGUGCCUCUCCUGGGUGUUCUAGACCUCUCUACGAAUGUCUACAGCAACUUGUACAACUGGUCUGCCUCCUACUCUGGUGGUAACACCAGCACAGAACACUUCAGCCUUCGGGGUCAGUACCAUGUAAAGGCUGACUCUGUGGUUGACCUGCUUUCCUACAAUGUACAAGGAUCUGGAGAAACAACAUAUGACCACAGGAAUACGUUCACACUAUCAUGUGAUGGGUCUUUGCGCCAUAAAUUUCUAGAUUCAAAUAUCAAAUUCAGCCAUGUGGAAAAACUUGGAAACAGCCCACUCUCAAAAGGUUUACUAACAUUUGAUGCAUCUAGUGCUUUGGGACCACAGAUGUCUGCUGCAGUCCAUUUGAAUUCAAAAAAGAAACAGCAUUUAUAUGUCAAGGAAGUAAAAAUUGAGGGACAGUUCAAAGUCUCCUCUUUCUAUGCCAAAGGAACAUAUGGCCUGUCUUAUCAGAAGGAUCCUGCCACUGGCCAACUAAACGGAGAGUCCAACCUGAGGUUUAACUCCACCUACCUCCAGGGCACCAACCAGAUAACGGGAAGAUAUGAAGAUGGAACCCUCUCCCUCACCUCCACCUCUGAUCUACAAGGUGGCAUCAUUAAAAAUACUGCUUCCCUGAAAUAUGAAAACUAUGAGCUAAUUCUGAAAUCUGACACCAAUGGAAAGCAUGAGAAUUUUGCCACUUCUAACAAGAUGGACCUGACCUUCUCUAAGCAAAAUGCAUUGUUACGUUCUGAGUAUCAGGUUGAUUACAAAUCAUUGAGGUUCUUCACCCUGCUUUCUGGAUCACUAAAUUCCCAUGGUCUUGAAUUAAAUGCUGACACCUUGGGCACUGACAAAAUUAAUAGUGGUGCUCACAAAGCAACCCUAAGGAUUACCCGAGAUGGAAUAUCUACCAGUGCAACGACCAACUUGAAGUAUAGUCCCUUGGUGCUAGAGAAUGAGCUGAAUGCAGAGCUUGGUCUGGCUGGGGCAUCUAUGAAAUUAACAACAAAUGGCCGCUUUAGGGAACAUGGCGCAAAAUUCAAUCUAGAUGGAAAAGCUGCCCUCACAGAGGUGUCACUGGGAAGUACCUAUCAGGCUAUGAUUCUGGGUGUCGACAGCAAAAACAUUUUCAGCUUCAAAAUCAGCCAAGAGGGGCUUAUGCUCUCAAACAACUUGAUGGGCUCAUAUGCAGAGAUGAAACUUGAUCACACAAACAGUCUAAAUAUUGCAGGCUUAUCACUGGACUUCUCUUCAAAACUUGACAACUUUUAUAGCCGUGACAAGUUUUAUAAGCAAAAUUUUAAUUUGCAGCUACAGCCCUAUUCUCUGGUAACUACUCUACACAAUGACCUGAAAUACAAUGCUCUGGAUCUGACCAACAGUGGGAAACUGCGGCUAGAACCCCUGAAGCUGAAUGUGGGGGGUAACCUAAAAGGAACCUACCAAAAUAAUGAAAUAAAACACAUCUACACCAUUUCUUAUGCUGCCUUAUCAGCAAGCUAUAAAGCGGACACUGUGGCUAAGAUUCAGGGUGUGGAAUUUAGCCAUCGGCUUAACACAGACAUUGCUGGACUGGCUUCAGCCAUUGACAUCAGUACAAACUAUAAUUCAGACUCACUGCAUUUCAGCAAUGUCUUCCACUCUGUAAUGGCACCAUUUACUAUGACUGUCGAUGCACAUACAAAUGGCAAUGGGAAACUGACUCUCUGGGGAGAACACACUGGGCAGUUGUAUAGCAAAUUCCUGUUAAAAGCUGAACCUCUGGCCCUUACUUUCUCUCAUGAUUACAAAGGAUCCACAAGUCAUCAUCUCAUGUCUAGGAAAAGUGUCAGUACAGCUCUUGAUCACAAAGUCAGUGCCCUGCUUACUCCAGCUGAGCAGACUGGCACCUGGAAACUCAAGACUCAAUUUAACAACAAUGAAUACAGCCAGGACUUGGAUGCUUACAACACUAAAGACAAAAUUGGUGUGGAGCUUAGUGGACGAGCCCUGGCUGACCUAACUAUACUAGACUCUCCAAUUAAAGUGCCACUGUUACUCAGUGAACCCGUCAAUGUCAUUGAUGCCUUAGAGAUUAAAGAUGCCAUUGACAAGCCCCAAGAAUUUACAAUUGUUGCUUUUGUAAAAUAUGAUAAAAACCAAGAUGUUCACACUAUCAACCUCCCAUUUUUUACAACCCUGCAAGAAUAUUUUGAGAUGAAUCAAAGAAUAAUUAGAACUGUAUUGGAAAGCAUACAGAGAGAAUUGAAACGUAUCAAUAUUGAUCAAUUUAUGAGGAACUACAGAGCAGCCCUGGGCAGACUCCCACAGCAAGUUGAUGAUUAUCUGAAUUCAUUUAAUUGGGAGAGACAAGUUUCAAGUGCCAAGGAGAAACUGACUGCUUUCACAAAAAAUUAUAGGAUUACAGAAAAUGAUCUACAAAUUGCAUUGGAUAAUGCCAAGAUCAACUUUAAUGAAAAACUAUCUCAACUGCAGACAUAUGUGAUACAAUUUGAUCAGUAUGUUAAAGAUAAUUAUGAUUUACAUGAUUUUAAGACAGCUAUUGCUAAGAUUAUUGAUCGAAUCAUUGAAAAAUUAAAACUUCUUGAUGAACAGUAUCAUAUUCGUGUAAAUGUAGCAAAAACAAUCCAUAAUCUAUAUUUGUUUAUUGAAAAUGUUGAUUUUAACAAAAUUGGAAGUAGUACUGCAUCUUGGAUUCAAAAUGUGGACACUAAGUAUAGAAUUAGAAUCCAAAUACAAGAAAAAUUGCAACAGCUCAUGACACACAUUCAGAAUACAGACAUACAGAACAUUGCUGGAAAGUUAAAACAACAAGUUGAGGCUGUAGAUAUCAGAGUGCUUUUAGAUCAAGUGAGAGCUACAAUUCCAUUUAAAAGAAUAAAUGAUAUUCUUGAGCAUGUCAAAUACUUUGUUAUAAAUCUUAUUGGAGAUUUUGAAGUUACUGAGAAAAUCAAUGCUUUUAGAGCCAAAGUCCAUGAGUUAAUUAAGAAACAUGAAAUAGACCAGAAAAUUCAGGUUUUAAUGGAUAAAUCAGUGCAGUUGGCCUACCAAUAUAAUUUGAAAGAGACUGUUCAGAAGCUAAGCAAUGUCCUACAACAAGUUGAGAUAAAAGAUUACUUUGAGAAAUUGGUUGGGUUUAUCGAUGAGGCUGUCAAGAAGCUUGACGCAUUGUCUUUAAAAGAAUUCAUUGAAGAAGUAAACAGAUUCCUUGACAUGUUGGUAAAGAAAUUAAAGUCAUUUGAUUACCACCAGUUUGUAGAUGAAAGCAACAACAAAAUCCGUGAGGUGACUCAGAGAAUUAACAGUGAAAUUCAGGCUCUGGAACUACCACAAAAAGUUGAAAUACUAAAGCUGUUUUUAAAGGACACCAAGGCCUUGGCUGAAGUGUGUCUGGAAAGCCUAAAGGAUACCAAAGUUACCUUAAUUAUUGACUGGUUACAGGACACUUUAAGUUCAGCAUCUCUGGCUCACAUGAAGGCCAAACUCCAAGAGACCCUAGAAGAUAUACGAGACCGAAUAUAUCAAAUGGACAUUCAGCAGGAACUUGAGCGAUACCUGUCUCUGAUGGGCCAGGUAUAUAGCACCCUGGUCACCUACAUUUCUGACUGGUGGAUUCUUGCUGCUAAGAACCUUACUGACUUUGCAGAGCAGUAUUCUAUCCAAGAUUGGGCUGAACGUGUGAAAACAUUGGUAGAACAAGGGUUCACUGUUCCCCAAAUCCAGACCAUCCUUGGGACCAUGCCUGCCUUUAGAGUCAGUCUUCGGGCUCUUCAGGAAGCUACCUUCCAGACACCUGAUUUCAUAGUCCCCCUAACAGAUCUGAGGAUUCCAUCAAUUCAGUUAAACUUCAAAGAAUUGAAAGAUAUAAAAAUCCCAUCCAGGUUUUCCACGCCAGAAUUCACUGUCCUCAACACCUUUCACAUUCCUUCCUUUACAAUUGACUUAGUAGAAAUAAAAGUAAAGAUUAUCAGGACCAUUGACCAGAUGCUGAAUAGUGAGCUGCAGUGGCCCGUUCCAGAAGUGUAUCUGAGGGAUCUAAAGGUGGAGGACACUCUUCUUGCUGGAAUCACCCUGCCAGACUUCCAUUUACCAGAAAUCACAAUUCCAGAAUUCGUAAUCCCAAAACUCAGUCUUAAUGAUUUUCAAGCGCCUGAUCUUCACAUACCAGAAUUCCAGCUUCCCCACAUCUCACAAACAAUUGAAGUACCUACUUUUGGGAAGCUGUAUAGCGUUUUAAAAAUCCAGUCUCCCCUUUUCACAUUAGAUGUAAAUGCUAACAUGCAGAAUGUAACAACUUCAGGAAACAAAGCAGAUAUUGCAGCUUCCAUCGCUGCCAAAGGGGAGUCCAAAUUAGAAGUUCUCAAUUUUGAUUUUCAAGCAAAUGCACAACUCUCAAACCCGGAGAUCAAUCCACUUGUUCUGAAGGAGUCCAUGAAGUUCUCCAGCAAGUACCUGAGAACAGAGCAUGAGAGUGAAAUGCUAUUUUUUGGAAAUGCAAUUGAGGGAAAAUCAGACACAGUGGCAAGGUUACACACAGAAAAAAAUACACUGGAACUUAGUAAUGGUAUGAUUGUCAAAAUGAACAAUCAGCUUACCCUGGAUAGCAACACUAAGUACUUUCACAAACUGAACAUCCCCAAACUGGACUUCUCUAGUCAGGCUGACCUGCGCAAUGAAAUCAAGACACUGUUGGAAACUGGCCGCAUAGCAUGGACUUCUUCUGGUGCAGGGUCAUGGAAAUGGGCCAGUCCCAAUUUCUCAGAUGAAGGAACACAUGAAUCACAAAUUAGCUUCACUGUUGGAGAAUCCAUCACUUCCUUUGGAUUGUCCAAUAAAAUCAAUAGCAAACACCUGAGAGUAAACCAAAACUUGGUUUAUGAAUCUAGCUUCCCCAAGUUUUCUAAAUUUGAAAUUCAGUCACAAGUUGAAUCCCAGCACGUGGGCCGCAGUGUUCUAACUGCUAAAGGCACAGCACUAUUUAGAGAAGGGAAGGCAGAGAUAACUGGUAACCACGAUGCUCAUUUAAAUGGGAAAGUUAUUGGAACUUUGAAAAAUUCUCUUUUGUUUUCACUCCAGAUGUUUGAAAUUACUGCCUCUACAAACAAUGAAGGAAAUUUGAAAGUGAGUUUUCCAUUGAAGUUAACAGGAAAGAUAGACUUCCUGAAUAACUAUGCACUAUUUCUGAGUCCUAGUGUCCAGCAAACAAGUUGGCAAGCAAGUGCUAGGUUCAAUCAGUAUAAGUACAAUCAAAACUUCUCUGCUGGAAACAAUGAGAAUAUCAUGGAGACCCAUAUAGGACUAAAUGGAGAAGCCAACCUGGAUUUCUUAAGCAUUCCUUUAACAAUUCCUGAAAUGACUCUACCUUACACAACAAUCACAACUCCCCCACUGAAGGAUUUCUCCUUAUGGGAGAAAACAGGCUUGAAAGAAUUUUUGAAAACAACAAAACAAUCAUUUGAUUUAAGUGUAAAAGCUCAGUAUAAGAAAAGCAAAGGCAGGCAUUCCAUUGCAAAUCCUUUGGGUGUGUUUUAUAAGUUUAUUGGUCAGAACCUCAAUUCCUUUGGCAGGCAUUUUGAGAAAGCCAGAAAGAAUGCAUUAGAUUUUUUCACCAACUACUAUAAUGAAGCCAAAAUCAAGCUUGAUAGGUACAAAGUUGAAAAAUCCCACGAUGAGCUCCCAAGGACCUUUCAAAUUCCUGGAUAUACUAUUCCAGUUGUCAAUAUUGAAGUGUCUCCAUUCACAGUAGAGAUGUUGGCAUUUGGCUAUGUAAUCCCAAAAGCAAUGAGCACCCCCAGUAUCACCAUACUGGGUUCCAACAUCUUUGUGCCUUCAUACACAUUAGUCUUCCCACUAGACCUAGACCUGCCAGUCCUUCAUGUCCCCAGGAAUCUUUUUAUGCUUUCUCUUCCAGAUUUCAAAGAAUUGAGUACUGGAAAUAAUAUUUUUAUUCCUGCUAUGGGCAAUAUUACCUAUGAUUUCUCCUUUAAAUCAAGUGUCAUCACACUGAACACCAAUGCUGGACUUUAUAACCAAUCAGAUAUUGUUGCUCAUCUCCUUUCUUCGUCUUCAUCCGUCAUUGAUGCACUGCAGUACAAAUUAGAGGGCACCUCAAGUUUAACAAGAAAAAGAGGGUUGAAACUAGCCACGGCUCUAUCUCUGAAUAACAAGUUUGUGGAAGGCAGUCAUGACAGUACUGUUAGUUUAACCAAGAAAAACAUGGAAGCAUCGGUGACAACAACUGCAAAAGUCCAAAUUCCAAUCUUGAGGAUGAAUUUCAAGCAAGAACUUAAUGGAAAUACCAAAUCAAAACCUACUGUCUCUUCCUCCAUGGAAUUAAAGUACGAUUUCAAUUCCCCAGUGCUGUACUCUACUGCUAAAGGGAUCAUUGACCACAAAUUCACCUUGGAAAGUCUCACUUCUUACUUUUCCAUUGAGUCAUCUACUAAAGGUGAUGUCAAGGGGUCUGUCCUUUCACAGGAAUAUUCAGGAAAUAUUGCCAGUGAGGCCAGCACUUACUUGAAUUCCAAGGGCACCCGGUCUUCACUGAAGUUGCAAGGGGCUUCCAAAGUAGAUGAUAUCUGGAACCUUGAAGUGAAAGAAAAUUUUGCUGGAGAAGCCACUUUUCGACGCAUAUAUGCCAUCUGGGAACACAAUACAAAAAACCACUUAGAGCUAGAGGGCCUCUUUUUCAUAUUUGGAGAACACACAAGCAAAGCCACCCUGGAACUCUCCCCAUGGAAAAUGUCAACCCUUGUUCAGGUUCACUCAAGUCAGCGCAGUUCCCUCCUUGAUAUUCCUUACCUUGGCCAAGAAGUGACUCUGAAUGCUAACACAAAGACCCAGAAGGUCAACUGGAAAAAUGUAGUCCGGGUUCAUUCUGGGUCUCUCCAGAGCCAUGUUGAACUUUCCAAUGACCAAGAAAAGGCACAUUUGGACAUGGCAGGAUCCUUAGAAGGACAACUAAGUUUCCUCAAAUAUAUCAUCCUACCAGUGUAUGACAAGAGCUUAUGGGAUCUACUAAAGCUGGAUGUAACUACCAGCAUUGACAGGAGACAGUAUCUUCAUGCUUCAACUGCCAUUGUGUACACCAAAAACCCCAAUGGCUAUUCUUUCUCUGUCCCGGUGAAAGUUCUGACUGAUGAAUUCAUUAUCCCCAGGCUGAAACAAAAUGAUCUAAGUUCAGUUCUUGUCACACCUAUGUUUCAAGUCCCGUUUACAGAUCUUAAAGUUCCAUCCUACAAACUUGACUUUAGUGAAAUAAAAAUCUACAAGAAACUAAGCACUUCAUCAUUUGCCCUCAACCUACCAAUGCUACCCAAAGUAAAAUUCCCCAAAGUUGAUGUGUUAACAAAAUAUUCUCAACCAGAAGACUCCUCGGUUCCCUUUUUUGAGAUAACUGUGCCUGAAUCUCAGUUAACUGUGUCCCAGUUCACCCUUCCAAGAGGUAUUUCAGUUGGCAACACUGUUUUGGAUCUAAAUGAAGUAGCCAACAAAAUUGCAGACUUCGAGUUGCCCACCAUCAUCAUGCCUGAGCAGACUAUUGAUAUUCCUUCCAUUAAGUUCUCUGUACCUGCUGGAAUAUUCAUCCCUUCCUUUGGAGCACUGUCUGCACGUUUUAGAGUGGCCUCUCCCCUGUAUAAUGCCACUUGGAAUGCUGGCUUGAAAAACAAAGAAGGUCAUGUUGAAACAUUCCUGGAUUCCACGUGCAGCUCAACCCUACAGAUUCUAGAAUAUGACCUAAAUGUUGUGGAAACACACAGAAUUGAAGAUGGCAUGUUAGUUUGUAAGACCAAAGGGACACUUGCACACCGUGAUUUCAGUGCAGAAUAUGAAGAAGCUGGCAGAUAUAAAGGACUACAGGAAUGGGAAGGAAAAGCUCACCUUGACAUCACCAGCCCAGCAUUCACUGAUCUCCAUUUGCACUACCAGGAGAAGGAGAAAAGCCUUUCCAUCUCAGUAGCCUCCUCAACCUUAGGUACUGUGGGCAUGGACUUGGAAGAUGAUGAAAAAUUUUUUACAUGGAACUUCUACUACCGUCCUCAGUCCUCUCCAGAUAAAAACCUCACUAUACUCAAAACUGAGUUGAGGGACCAGGAGUCUGAUGAGGAAAUUCAGAUCAAAGUUAAUUGGGAAGAAGAGGCAGCUUCUGGCUUGCUAAUAUCUCUGAAAGACAACAUACCCAAGGCCACAGGAGCCCUUUAUGACUAUGUCAAUAAGUACCACUGGGAGCACACGGGACUCACCCUAAGAGAUGCUUCUUCAAAGUUAAGAAGAAGUCUGCAAAACAAUGCUGAACGGGCCUAUCAAAAUGCCAUGAGGCAAAUUGAUGAAAUGGACAUGCGGUUCCAGAGAGUAACCAGUGGUGCCACUGGGGCCUAUCAGGAAUGGAAAGACAAGGCCCAGAAUCUGUACCAGGAAAUGUUGGCUCAGGAAGGACAAACGAAUUUUGAGAGACUUAAGGACAAGCUGAUUGACAACUUAGUACAAGUCACUCAAGAAUUCCAUAUGACAAUCCAGCGUCUGGUUGACUCAUUCACUGAUUUCCUGAAGUACACCAAAUUCCAGCUCCCAGGAAAAGCUGGGACAUACUCUGAGCUCUGCACCAUGGUCAUGAGGGAGGUAAGGAAGGUACUGUCCCAGGUAUAUUCAAGUAUCCAUGAAGGGUUAGAAAUAUUGCUUUCCUAUAUCCAAGACCUAGUGGCGAACUCUGAAUUAAUCAAGGACCUAAAGAUUCGUUUUCCUUUUGAGCCAAGGAGCCAUAAGCUAAUAGAUGUGAUCCCAGAGAUCAUAGAACUGUUGAAAUCUGUAUCACAAGAAGUUCAAAUGACACUUGACAACACCCAUCUUAACAAGACCAUAGAGAUGCUAAGUGAUCUUCGAGGCCCUUUACAAUUCAUUUUCCGUAGUUUAGAAAAAGAAAUUAAAUAUUUAAAGAAGGCAAAAUUUACUUAUAUUAUUAAUGAUAUCCAAUAUGAGAUUGACAGAACCUUUAACAAAUAUAUACCAUAUGUUUUUGGAAUCCUGAAAGAAAACCUAUGCAUUAUCCUUGAUAAGCUUAAUGAACUUGUUCAAAACAAACUUCAGGAGGCUUCUCAAAGCUUACAGCAGAUCCAUCAGUACAUAAAGGCUCUCCGCGAAGAAUAUUUUGACCCAAGUGUAGUCGGCUGGACAGUGAAAUAUUAUGAACUUGAAGAAAAGGUAGUCAGCCUGAUGGAGAACCUAGUAAUUGCCCUCAAGGACUUCCAUUCCACAUAUUCUCUCAGUACUGCUGACUUUGCUUCCCAACUCUCAGAUCAGUAUGAGCAGUUUGUGCAGGAAUAUCUUAGCAUCCUUACCGACCCAGAUGGAAAAGGGAAAGAGAAGAUUGCAGAGCUUUCUACCACUGCUCAGGAAAUCAUUAAAAGCUGGGCUGUGUCAAUGAAGAAAAUCAUUUCUGAUUACCACCAGCAAUUUAGAUAUAAACUGCAGGAUUUUUCAGACCAACUCUCUGAUUACUAUGAAAAAUUUAUUGUUGAGUCCACAAGAUUGAUUGACCUGUCCAUUCAAAACUAUCACAUGUUUCUGAGAUAUAUCACUGAGUUACUGAAAAAGCUGCAAUCAACCAAAAGCAUGAGCCCCUACAUAAAGCUUGCUCCUGGAGAACUUAUUAUCACCCUCUAAUUUUUUUUUUAAAGCCAAUCUUCAUUUAUUCUUCUAUUCCACUUAAACUUUCACGUAGUAGAGAAAAAAUUUAAAUUGUAUAUAUUGAUAAAAUCAUACAUUGAGUCAGCCCUGCAGCAGACAGCUGACUACAAGCAGAAGCACAUAUGAACUGGAGCUUCACCAAAGCUAGUAUCAGGGCCCCGAAGGUCUCUGAACAUGAGGGAAUGACAUUUUCUUCAAGUUAAAGAAAAUUAGGAUCUGAAUUAUUUUGCUAAACUUGAGAGGGAGGGGAAACAAAUAAAUGGAGUCUUUAUUGUAUAUCAUA